Mangifera indica (mango) is the source of this 1415-nucleotide messenger RNA. RefSeq names its product probable arabinose 5-phosphate isomerase. Gene Ontology annotation, biological process: carbohydrate metabolic process; carbohydrate derivative metabolic process. NCBI's taxonomy places the organism in Eukaryota, Viridiplantae, Streptophyta, Magnoliopsida, Sapindales, Anacardiaceae. Bases 257 to 1252 code for a protein of 331 amino acids. The transcript is spliced from 3 exons. Gene Ontology annotation, molecular function: carbohydrate derivative binding; isomerase activity. The record is from RefSeq and is a predicted model, not a curated record.
UUUGAGGUAACCGGCUAUGUUUCUAGUAAUAGACUGUAAGUGAAAGAAGUGAUCAUCCGGGCUUUCAUUCGAUUCUUUCAAAAAAAUUCGGCACGUUCAAUCAGUCACUCCGCCAACGUGACAUCACUUUCUAGUUUUCUUCAUUCACAUUUUUUCCGCGAAAAAUAACGGCAUAUACCAAACUCCUCCACAAUUUCCGUUAAACAUCGUUGUCUUCUCCUAGACAUUCGCACAUCCAAAACCCAAACACAAAACAAUGGGCUCUCUCCCUCGAUCUCCCCAAAUCUCUGAAACAACACUCUUAAACCUUUUCAAAUCCCAACAAAACCACCUUAACUACUUCUUCCAACACCUUUCCUUGCCUCAAGCCUUGUCAUUCACCCAAACCCUCCUCAAAUGUCGGGGCACAAUCUUCUUCACGGGUGUCGGCAAGUCCGGAUUUGUCGCCAACAAAAUCUCUCAGACAUUGAUCUCUCUCGGCAUCAAGUCCGGGUUUCUCAACCCUGUCGACGCCCUUCACGGCGAUAUCGGGAUCUUGAGCGAUCAAGACGUUUUGGUUCUCCUUAGUAAGAGUGGGAACACAGAGGAGUUGUUGAGACUUGUCCCCUGCGCCAAGGCUAAGGGUGCUUAUCUUGUGUCGGUGACGUCGCUUGAGGGUAAUGCACUUGCGGAUGUUUGUCAUAUGAACGUUCAUUUGCCAGUUGAGAGGGAGUUGUGUCCGUUUGAUUUGGCGCCGGUUACAUCGACGGCUAUUCAGAUGGUGUUUGGGGACACGGUGGCGAUUGCUAUGAUGGGCGCUAGGAAUUUGACCAAAGAAGAGUAUGCAGCUAAUCAUCCGGCUGGAAGAAUCGGAAAAAACUUGAUUUUUAAGGUGAAAGAUGUGAUGAAGAAGCAGGAUGAGCUUCCAGUUUGUAAAGAGAGAGAUAUGAUAAUGGAUCAGUUAGUGGAACUCAGUAGUAAAGGAUGUGGGUGUCUGCUUGUUAUAGAUGAAAAUUAUCAGCUGAUUGGAACAUUUACUGAUGGUGAUUUGCGGCGCACUCUCAAGGCUAGUGGAGAAGCCAUCUUUAAGCUCACUGUGGGUGAAAUGUGUAACAGGAACCCAAGAACAAUAGGUCCAGAUGCAAUGGCAGUGGAAGCCAUGCGGAAGAUGGAAUCGCCACCAUCUCCGGUACAAUUUUUGCCUGUUAUUAAUGACCAAAAUGUAUUGAUUGGAAUUGUCACUUUGCAUGGACUAGUUUCAGCUGGUCUUUGAUUUUUAUUAUCUGCCUUUCUUGUCUGUAUUCUGAAUGGGAUAUGAGCUUCAAUACUUCCUCCCACCGAACAACAGCGUUAGGAAUUGAGGCUGUUGCAUCUGUUUUGUCAACAAUCAUAAUAGAAAUGAGAAACUAGAAUUACUUGUUUCUUUUUCCUUGAAA